Theileria equi strain WA is the source of this 501-nucleotide messenger RNA. Its product is annotated as signal peptide-containing protein. Bases 1 to 501 code for a protein of 166 amino acids. The record is from RefSeq and is a predicted model, not a curated record. The transcript has 2 exons. NCBI's taxonomy places the organism in Eukaryota, Apicomplexa, Aconoidasida, Piroplasmida, Theileriidae.
AUGGGUUGGUGCGACAGUAUAGGAAGAAGAAAAGAGGAGGAGGGAAUGAAAGUUUUAGCAGUACUAUGGACGGUCUAUUUGAUAAGGUUAUGCAGUGCAGGAUGUCUUGGAAAGAGUAAGACCAAAGAUGACGAUAAUGGAGCUUAUGGUGGAUCUACGGAGAAUCUUAGAAGUUCUCCAGAACAUGCUAAAGUAUCCUCUGAAGAGACUCCCGUAGAGGUCACACCAGAUACUUCUUUACAGGAAGAGAUGCAUGUGGACUCGCCUGAAGAAGAGCAUCCUAGAGCUAAUGAAAAAGCAUCUUCCAAGACUCCUACUACUAGUGAAGACAAGUUCAAUGUCAAGUACUUUGAAAAGAACGUCAAUGGUGAAUGGAAAGAGCUCACACUGGAUGACUUUUUAAAGAAGUUUGAUGAAAUACUUAAGCAUCAAGAACCAGAAAAGUAUACAUCAACGCCUGAACUAGAUCAACAACCAAACCAAAGUACUAAAAAUUCCUGA